AUGUGGCGCUUGGCUGCGAUUUGGCCUUCCUUGAUCAUCGCAGAGGACGAGGGAUGCUGGAAGGGCGGCCUGAACCCGGGAAAGUGCUGCCCAAUGACCGAUGCUGAUCACGCCUGCUUCGAUGAGGUCUUCACGCGUGAUCGGUGCUGCGCUGCCUCUGGCCCCGUCGUGGCAGGCUGCGACUGCAGAUCGCUCUUCUUACGGGAAGCAGCAGAGUUCCUAAAGCAUCUGCCCAGCUCCAUAGGACGGGAGGACGUCAUCGCCUGGCCGUGGAAAUAUCACUUAAGAAGCUGCCGUGAGGAGGACUAUACAGCUGCUGUCGGCCCCAAGGGAUGGCAGCGUGAUGACCUGUGUGGGCAGCUCGAGAUGCUUCAUUACUUGGUGUUCUGUGGCCUGCAGACGCAUUGGUGGGAAAAGGAUGGUGCUUUGAGGACCGUCUUCUGGACUGAAAUCAUGCGCCUGUCCAUCAGUCUACUGCAAUCAGGCUGCCAGGGACUCCUGACGCCACAGGAAGCCUUCUACAACCACCAGGAGUUCGAGAAACAAUACUUGUCCUUCUCAUUUCAAGCUGAGGUUCACCAACUCCGGUGGCGACGAGAACUGCCGGUGAGUCAACCGGCUGGAGCAGUGUCGCAAGACAGAGUCGGACAGUGUCUUGAUGUGACAGCUCGGCGCCCUGCCAUUCACUGUGCUGUGACGGCACGCCUGCCCGAAGACGGUCCGUCCAUCAGGGCUGCAAGAGCCACUUGGGCCAAGGGCUGCGAUUCUGUCGAGGUUUAUGUUGCAUCAGCAAGGAAGUAUUCGCAGUCUUGGAACAGUUUCGGCCUUCCUGUUAGGAACCUUGCCAUGUAUUAUCCGGUGUUAUAUGCUCACCCUGAUCAAGCCGGUGACGCACCCUCAGCAGACAUUUUCGCGCGGAAGAAGCAAAAGACAACGACAAACCUGAUCCGAAAGGCGUUAGCGAUGUGGCAUUGGAUCGGAACGAACCUGCCUGCAUCCGACUUUGUCUGUCGCCUGGACCCAGACACGCUGUUUCUCGCCGACCACUUCAGGCAAUAUGUACACCAACACUGCCUGAGCAAUUCUUCCUGGGUGUACCUGGGACAAGUGCAGCAGACGAUGAAAGUGUGGGUCGGUGACUUUCCCGAUGGUGGUGCAGGGAUUUGUUUGCCCUGGAGGGCGACGCAAGGAUUUGCCACCAUGUUGGAUGACCGAAUACAUAAGUAUGCAGAGGGUGAGGAGGCGGGUCCUGGUUUGCCAGAAGGGUGUCGCAUGGUUCCAGGCCACCUGGACGAUGUGAUAACCGGCUUUUGCUUUCAAGAGAUGGACCUGCUACCACAUUAUGGACUUGUGUCCGCACUGGGGCAGACCAGGUUCAACAACGAGGUUCUGCCAAAGCAUACCGGGAAGUCCUGCAAGGGCAGCUUCAGGGACUGGCUCAAACAGGGCCGAUUGCCUGAUCUGUUCCUUUGCGCUUCCAAACAUCUCGACUGCAUCUCAACUGCUCCCUGGUGCUGGGUGAAUGAAACUGAAGCCAUCUCCUUUCAUGGAUACAAGAACGCCUCGGCGAUGCAGGAAGCUUAUCGCUACUUGGUCGGGGAAGACUACCAGAGGCUUCGUUGA
Messenger RNA from Symbiodinium sp. CCMP2456, 1623 nucleotides. The record is from the annotation of a GenBank genome assembly. Lineage: Eukaryota; Dinophyceae; Suessiales; Symbiodiniaceae.